Molecule: messenger RNA, 1479 nt
Organism: Podarcis raffonei (Aeolian wall lizard)
Lineage: Eukaryota; Metazoa; Chordata; Lepidosauria; Squamata; Lacertidae
Product: olfactory receptor 1361-like
Exons: 2
Coding region: 1-1479 (492 amino acids)
Biological process (GO): G protein-coupled receptor signaling pathway
Cellular component (GO): membrane
Molecular function (GO): G protein-coupled receptor activity; olfactory receptor activity
Source: RefSeq, a predicted model, not a curated record
AUGGGAGAAGAGAACCACACGGGCCCGUUGCAGUUCAUUCUCCUGGAUGUCUCUGCCCAGCCAGAGCAUCAGCAUCUCUUUGCCUUGCUCUUCCUCACCAUGUACCUGUUGAUCCUUCUGGGGAACCUGCUGAUUGUCCUGCUGGUCUACUCUGAUGCUCACCUCCUCCACACACCAAUGUAUUUUUUCCUUAGCCACCUUUCUUUGGCAGACAUGGGCUUUGCUUCUGUGAUUGUCCCCAAGAUGCUGCAGAACCUCCUCUUUCAGGUCAAGACCAUCUCCUAUGGUGGUUGCUUUUUGCAGAUGUAUUUCUACAUGGCGUUUGGCAACACAGACAGCUUCAUCUUGGCUUCCAUGGCUUAUGAUCGCUACGUGGCCAUCUGCCACCCAUUACACUAUGCCACACGCAUGAACCACAAACGUUGCCUCCUACUGGUGGUUGGUUGUUGGCUCCUGGCAUCUCUCCAUUCCCUUCUGUAUACACUGUUAAUAUGUAAAAUGGCCAGAAAGAACCAGACAAGCAUCUCUGAAAUGGUCCUUUUGGGUAUCUCUGCCCUAGCAGAACAUCAGAGUCUCCUCUUCUCUCUUUUUCUCUUCAUCUACUUGUUAACCCUACUAGGGAACCUUUUGAUAAUCCUGCUGAUCCGCUUUGAUGACCACCUCCGUCGCACCCCAAUGUACUUCUUCCUCAGCUACCUCUCGCUGGCAGAUGCCAUGUUUGCUUCCACCACUGUUCCUAAGAUAUUGAUGAGUUUGAUGUCUGAAACCAAGACCAUCUCCUUCAAUGGCUGCUUGAUCCAGAUGUAUUUCUUCUUGACAUUUGGCAACACUGAUAAUUUCCUCUUGGCCUGCAUGGCUUAUGACCGCUAUGUGGCCAUCUGCCGCCCUUUACAUUACACCACCGUGAUGAGCCACAAGUGCUGCCUCAUUUUGGCUUCUGGGUCCUGGAUCGUUUCCGCUCUCCACUCCUUGCUUUACACGCUUCUGGUAUCCCGCCUGUCUUUCUGUGCCUCUAGGGAGAUCCCCUACCUCUUCUGUGACGUCUAUCCUCUUUUGGAACUCUCCUGCUCUGACACAGGGCUCAUAAAAAUUCUGGUGCAGACAGAGGGAGUUGUGGAUAUCCUAGGGCCUUUUGUUCUCAUCUUCAUCUCCUACAUCCACAUCUUCUGUGCUAUCAUGAGAGUCCCACCUACCGCUAGGAAGCGCAAAGCCUUCUCCACCUGUGGCUCCCACUUGGCUGCAGUGAUCUUGUUCUACGGCACCAUCAGCUCCCUCUAUUUCCAGCCUCCCUCUGCUUACGCAGCCCAGAAAGGAACCGUCAUCUCUCUCUUGUAUGCAGUGGUCACACCCAUGCUGAACCCCUUCAUCUACAGCCUGAGGAACCAGGACAUAAAGGCAGCUGCACGGAGGCUUCUCGGCAGGAUCAGAGAUUUUCUGAGGAAGCAGGCACCUGGAAAAGGCACAGUGUCUUUUUCAUGA